AUGAAAUUAAAAGGGCAAAAAUUUAGUAUAGGCACAUUAUUAUUAAUAAUUUUUUUAUUUAUUGAAAAAUGUAAGAGUUACAUAUUAAAUAUUAAUGUAGUUGAUAAAGAUGACUUAUUUAUAUUCCUAUAUAAAAAUGAACACUUACUAGCUUCCAGUUAUUAUAAUUUUAAACCAUCAUAUUUUUUUUCAUUUAAUGAAGGAGAAAUUAAUAUUGACUUAAAAAUAGAUUUUAAGGAAAAUAAAAUAGUAAAGAAGAGGAAUAAAAAUCAAGAAGUAUUAGCUAAAGCAAAUAAGAAUUCAAUUAAUAUACUAAAUAAUUUUAAUAUAGAUAAAGAAUAUUUAAAUAAAGAAGAAAGUCAAAAUAUAUACAAUGAUGAAAAAAUAAACUGGAGUAAAUCAGAAAAUGAAACUAAUUUAUCUAAUUAUAAGUUAGAUAACAAUAAUAAUAUAAAAAGUAAUGAAAAGGAUAUUAGCAAUUCCUAUAAAUCUAAUAAUUUAUAUCUAGUAUUAAUUACAGCAAAUCAGUGGUUAAAUUAUAUAAGGUUGAAAAAUAAGUUAGAACCAUCUUUAAAAAAUGAAGAAAAUUAUAUUUUUACAUCUCAUUUUAAUUGCAUAAAAAGAUAUCCUUUAAAUCAAGGAAGGAUUCAAAAAAUAAUAAAAAUAAAUCAAAAAAAUAGAUAUAUGUUAUUUUUAAUAAAUAAUAACAAACUAAAAAUUAAUCUAAAGGGAAAUGUAAUUUUUUAUGAUUAUAAAACUAAGCAUCUAUCACACGAUUUUCUUUUUAUUCCAAAUGUAUUAUUAUUUACUUCAUUUUUGUUAUUAGUAUUAGUAUUAGCUAUAACUAUAUGUUUUAUUAAAUAUAGAGAAAAAUCAGACAUAUUUAUGAUUCUUAAUAUGCUUUUUUUUUUUCUUUCUACAUAUUUUAAUUAUAAAAAUGUAAAUUUCAUAAAAGAUAAAGGAUAUAUGUAUAUUUAUUAUUGGGUUUCAGCAAAUAUCUUAAAGAAAAUUCAAGAAAUUAUUUCAUUUAUUAUAUAUUUGCAAGUUUCUCUAGGUGAUAUGUAUAUAAGAAGUCAUUUAAGUAGAAUAGAAAUUCAAUUUAUGAUUUGUUUUUCAGUUAUAUCAUUUUACACAGGUCUUUUUGAAAUAUUUCUUGGAAAUUUUCAAGCACCUCGAUAUAUUUUGCAAGCAUUCGCUUAUCUAUUUAUUUUUAUUGCUAUUAAUUUUACUUCAACUUUUCUUUCAGCGCGUUUAUCUGAAGAAAAUUUAUCAUUUCAUGUGGCAGAAUUGUAUAAAAAAUAUGAUAUUUAUAAAAAAUAUAGAUUAAUAUUUUUUGCUGUAAUAUUAAAACCUAUUCUGUUGGUUAUUUACAAAGUUUUAUGUUUGUCUCCUUCAAAUAUUGAUUUAUACAGUUCACAUGAAUUUUUUUAUGUUUUCUUUGAUAUUACUUUUGACAUUGUUUUAUAUGUUGUGCUUUUUGUUUUAUUUCGUCCAGCCAAACCUAUAAAGCUUUUAAAACACAUUUUAAGCAAUGAAAAUUUUCACAUAGAUUAG
Molecule: messenger RNA, 1554 nt
Organism: Plasmodium gallinaceum
Lineage: Eukaryota; Apicomplexa; Aconoidasida; Haemosporida; Plasmodiidae
Product: conserved Plasmodium membrane protein, unknown function
Exons: 9
Coding region: 1-1554 (517 amino acids)
Biological process (GO): transport
Cellular component (GO): Golgi apparatus; membrane
Source: RefSeq, a predicted model, not a curated record